GCCAUUCCCUUGAGUCCCCAAACCCCACCAGCCUCCAGAGAGGGGAAGGCGAAGCUGAGAAAGAAAACAGACGUGCCUGGAGCGCGCUGGCUUCCAGGGAGAAGGUGGCAAAGACAGGGACCUCGGUACCCACCCACCCACCAGCCCGCAUCCACGCGCGCGGGUGCGCGUCGACUCCCUUUGUUCGCACUCCUCUCGUGGUAGCUGGAACCUGGCACUGGAGAUGGGGCAUUUGCGAGGCUCGCUGGCUCCGCCGUGCGCCUAGUGCGUUAGUCGACUUCGCGCUCGCGGUGCCAGCAGCCGGCGCGCUCCGCUCUCAGCGAGCGGCGGACCGGCGGGGACAGCGCGCCGCGCGCCCGGGUAGGGGACGCGGCUGAAAGCGGGGCGCCGGCGCCGGGGUGCGCGCCCCUCCGCUGGGGACCUCGGGACGCCGCCGGCUGAGCCAUGACGGACGCCAGCAACAGGAAAGAGGGCUUCAAAAAAUGCCGGAGCGCCACUUUCAGCAUCGAUGGCUACAGCUUCACCAUCGUUGCAAAUGAAGCCGGAGAUAAGACUGCCAGGCCACUUGCCCGCUUCUCCCGGUCUAAGUCGCAGAACUGUCUGUGGAACUCCCUCAUCGAUGGGCUCACCGGGAAUGUCAAGGAGAAGCCACGGCCUACAAUUGUCCACGACCCCCGGCCACCUGAGGAAAUCCUUGCUGAUGAAUUGCCUCAGCUCGAUAGCCCGGAAGCCUUGGUGAAAACGUCCUUCAGGUUACGAUCUUUGGUCAAACAGUUAGAGAGAGGGGAGGCUUCAGUGGUAGAUCUCAAGAAGAAUUUGGAAUAUGCAGCCUCCGUGCUUGAAUCUGUGUACAUUGAUGAAACCAGGCGACUCCUGGAUACGGAGGAUGAGCUCAGUGACAUUCAGUCAGAUGCAGUGCCUUCUGAGGUCCGAGACUGGCUGGCCUCCACCUUCACGCGGCAGAUGGGGAUGAUGCUCAGAAGAAGCGAGGAGAAGCCGCGGUUCAAGAGCAUCGUCCAUGCAGUGCAGGCUGGGAUAUUUGUGGAGAGAAUGUAUAGACGGACAUCAAACAUGGUUGGACUGAGCUAUCCACCAGCUGUUAUUGAAGCAUUAAAGGAUGUGGACAAGUGGUCCUUUGAUGUCUUUUCCCUCAAUGAAGCCAGUGGGGACCAUGCACUGAAAUUCAUUUUCUAUGAGUUACUCACUCGCUAUGAUCUGAUCAGCCGUUUCAAGAUCCCCAUUUCUGCACUUGUCUCAUUUGUGGAGGCCCUGGAAGUGGGAUACAGCAAGCACAAAAAUCCUUACCAUAAUUUGAUGCACGCUGCUGACGUCACACAGACUGUGCAUUACCUUCUCUAUAAGACGGGAGUAGCAAACUGGCUGACGGAGCUGGAGAUCUUUGCUAUAAUCUUCUCAGCUGCCAUCCAUGACUACGAGCACACCGGAACCACCAACAAUUUCCACAUUCAGACCCGGUCUGACCCAGCGAUUCUGUACAAUGAUAGGUCUGUUUUAGAAAAUCACCAUUUAAGUGCAGCCUAUCGCCUUCUGCAGGAGGAUGAGGAAAUGAAUAUUUUGAUCAACCUCUCGAAGGAUGACUGGAGGGAAUUUCGGACCUUGGUAAUUGAGAUGGUGAUGGCCACAGAUAUGUCCUGUCAUUUUCAGCAAAUCAAAGCAAUGAAGACUGCUCUUCAACAGCCAGAAGCAAUUGAAAAGCCAAAAGCAUUAUCCUUGAUGUUGCACACAGCAGACAUCAGCCAUCCAGCAAAAGCAUGGGAGCUCCACCAUCGCUGGACCAUGUCACUCCUGGAGGAGUUCUUCAGACAGGGCGAUAGAGAAGCAGAGCUGGGUCUGCCUUUUUCUCCUUUGUGUGAUCGGAAGUCCACCAUGGUUGCCCAGUCGCAAGUAGGUUUCAUUGAUUUCAUUGUGGAACCCACCUUCACUGUGCUCACAGACAUGACAGAAAAGAUCGUGAGUCCACUGAUUGAUGAACCCUCUCAAACUGGGGGCACUGGGCAGAGGCGUUCAAGUUUGAACAACAUCAGUUCAACAGAUGCAAAGCGAUCAGGUGUCAAGAGCUCUGGCUCAGAAGGAAGUGCCCCAAUCAACAACCCUGUCAUCCCUGUUGACUAUAAGAGUUUUAAAGCCACUUGGACUGAGGUGGUGCACAUUAACCGGGAGAGAUGGAGGGCCAAGGUGCCCAAAGAGGAGAAAGCCAAGAAAGAAGCGGAAGAAAAGGCUCGCCUGGCCGCAGAGGAGAAGCAAAAGGAAAUGGAAGCCAAAAGCCAAGCUGAAGAAAGUGCAUCUGGUAAAGCUGAGAAAAAGACAUCUGGGGAAGCUAAGAAUCAAGUCAACGGAACACGAACAAAUGAAAGCAACAACCCUCAUGGGAAAAAUUCCAAAACUGAGAAGUCAUCAGGAGAAAAGCAGCAGAAUGGUGACUUGAAAGAUGGUAAAAAUAAGACAGGCAAGAAGGAUCAAUCCAAUGUCGGAAAUGAUUCAAAGAAAACAGAUGAUUCAGAAGAGUAAAACACACCUCAUAGACAAUAAGAGAGGCUGCCAAUGUCUUGCAUCAUUUUAGCUGAGCUUCUUCAUUCUCUUCUCCUUCCACAAAGACCCAUAUAUGGGGAAGUUGUACAACUCUCAGAAACAAGUCCCCCUGCACUUGGCCUUCUCUCAUGCCAUCUCCUUCUAGGAGAUGACUUCCUGGGAGCCGGUUUGAGGUCUUAGAACUCUGGGGGAACACCCCUUCCCCUGCACAGCCCAAGCAAACAACACAAUUCUGAUUUUUGUACAAACAGAAACAUGAAGGGACUUCCUCAGAAUUCUUUGCUAAUGCCCUGGCUCUCAAGGCACCUGUCUGGCCUGGUGGGAGUGGACAUCCUGGAAAUGCUGAGAGAGGCCUGAGAAAGCCACCACACAGGAAUUGCCACUGUAUUUCUUUAUAUAUUGUUAUUUUUGCACUGGUUACUGAUGGUGGAUGCAGCCAAGCUGGCCUUCAUCACAGAUAAGACUAUAAUUUCAGUCUCUGGUUGCUCAUUUUCUGAGUCAGAAGCAUUCUUUUUUCUCCAGUUUCCUUUCAGACUUAGAAAUUGUUCUGAUGCUUUUCUUUCCAUUUGUGUAAUUUGAAAUUCUUUUUGUUUUAUAAAAAAGGAGAUUUUCUUUAUUUGAUGCUUAAUUUACAUGUGUAUUCAUUAAUAUAAGCCUGAAUGUUUCAGCUCAUGGCCAUAUUGUUCAGGUAGUAAAGCCAGUGUUUUCACUGGGUAUCAUAACUAUGUGGUUACUGAAAUUUUUACCACUGGCUGGUUCUCUUCUUUUGAAUAUCUGUGGUUUGACUUCUUCACUCUUUUUUCUAUUCAGGGAAGCACUAAGGGAAUUAGUAUCAGGGAGAUAUGUUCAAUAAUUUUUUUUUCAUUCUAGUGAGCCUUUAGAAACACAAGAUAGGAGACGAUUAAUAGCACAAAUCAAAAAUAAGAAUACUAGAUGUAGCCCUGAAAGAGAAUAAAGAUACAGCCCCCUGAAACCAAGUCACACAUGAGAUCCAGCGGAGUGCAAAUCAAGUAAUUCUGUGGAUUUAAAUGGUGUGAUUUGGAUGAAACUGAUCCUUACAGUGUGGUUGUAGUCACAAAGGAAUCUUUGAGGCCUUCCUGAGGAAAUGGCAACCCACUCCAGUGUUCUUGCCUGGAGAAUCCCAGGGAUGGGGGAGCCUGGUGGCUGCCGUCUAUGGGGUCGCACAGAGUCGGACACGACUGAAGCGACUUAGCAGCAGCCACAGCAAGGAGAAAUCACAUGAAUAUGCUCAUGAUGGAGGAGGAUCAGAGAGAGGAACAGAGAGAACUAGAUGAUAGGCUUAAGUGUAUUCCUCCUUGCAAAUUUAAUUUCCACAUUAAAAAAGCACAAAGACAGACACUCAAAAAAAUCCUCUCAAUAUGAAGGCAAAAUGCUGGUAUUCAGACAGAAAGAAGGAGACUGCAUAUAUAGUCUACAAGGCCUUUUGUCUCACUGAAAUAUUCCUCAACAGAAAGGUUUGGAGAACUCUGUGGUACAGAGUACGGUGGUAUACUGGUAUUCGAGCAGGGUUCUCAGGUCAGAUUUACAUUUUGCUUGGUAAGAACACAGGUUUUUCUGCUGCUCCUCCUCUUUUCCUAACAGUGACUACAGUAAGUCAAGCGAUCACACAUUCAAAUCAGAAGCCUGGCAAGUCAGGUAAAUGAGUGAAACAAGCCAUAAUAUCAGAGUGAUUGUGACAAAUGGCAGUCAGUCAGGGGCCUGGGUAUCAGAGAGGCAGUGGGGGCUGUGAGGAAUGGGGAGGGUGUGCGCUGCCCCCCCAACCCCACCCUGGGGCAGUGUCUGGCAGCUAAGAGAUUAAGUAGGAAUAAGGGGCCAAGAUAGCUAAGAUUUUCUAUAAACCCUCUCCAAGAUUUUUUAAUAUUGGCAACUAAUUUGGAAAUGUAUAAACACUGUGCUAGCCAAAGAAAACACACCUAUGAACUCCAUUCAGUGCACGGGACAUUGAUUUGCAAACUGUGCUAUUUGAGAUGGUUUUAGACAGGCAUGAAAUACAACCAGUGCAUGUUAGUUCUUGACCUUGGAACUUGAACUUCUGACCUCAUUUCAAUUCUGUAUUUUUCUACAUACAGCUUUGCAGCCAGUCAAAAUACAAUGCCUACAGCUUCCCUUUUAUACUCUAACACACAAGACUAAACAAUAUUUGAAAAUGAAAUAGGAAUAUAGCCAUUUUCUCUAGUACCAAUAAAGACAGAAAUGUUUUUCAUUUGCUUUAAGUCAUUAAUUUAGCUGGAAAAAAGUGGGAAGAGAAUUUUAUUCAAGAUAUCAUUCUGCUUGGAACUCUCAGUGUGAUAAAAGAUUAGCUCCAUGUAACUCUUAUUUUUAAAUCCUUAAACAGUGUUUUGAAGGGACAUUGAGUAAAAAAGCAAAAGUAUCUGUUUUUAUAAUUUAAAAAUGUACUACUGUGCUAUAAAUUGAUACUGGAGCUGGUAAGCCAACAGUAUUGCCUGGAACACCAGUAUUUCCAGAGUUCUAGCUUACUCUCUGUGGUCUUUUCCCUUCUUUCGACACAGACAGCUCCCUCCAAGUUGAGCAGCAAUGUGGGAUGCACAUUUUUCCAUUGCAUGGAUUAUGACACCUUACUCUGUUGUCACAUAAAAAGCAAAGACUUACACACCUGAGUUCAGAAUUAAUUGGUAUGUGGGGAGAGUACUAGGGACAUUCCAACCAGUGACAAACCACCAGCUCUAUGUGUUCCUGGGUGGAAAGUGACAUGUAGCCCCUGAGUUAGCCCCUGGAGUUUGGGUCCCCAUGUCACCAAAUAGCUUUAUAGCCACAUUUUGUUGAUGUGGUACAUUUUGGUGCCAUAAUGACCCAUCCAUAGGCAGGACUUUGUUCCAGCUUUUAUUCACACCAACCUUUCUAAAGCCCUAGUUGCUUAUGGCAGCAGGCAAGAGAUUCAUUUCUAACCCAUUAAAUUCAAGUGGAUUUUCUUCCUUUGUCCAUUUCAUUCCUGGAGCUUUGAAAAACUGUUGAAGACUUUGGACAGGUUCACAUUAAGGACCUGAUAUGCUUAAACAAUAAAAUGAUAUCUAGACAUCUCAGAGCCAAAAAUAAUGCAGUGCACCCAUUCAUUUCAUUUUCAGAGUUAAAACCGUUACGUUAUAUUCUCCACCUGAAAUGAUGCCUCUAGUAAGUAUGAAAAAUAAAAAGUAGAGAGCGAUAUUAUCACAGAAUGUGAGACAGAGAGCAGAUAAAACUAUGGAGACCAAUCCAUAUUUUAGGAGUAAGCAUACUGGUUUUUUAAUAUCACUUCUGUCAUGGAUCACUUUUCUUUAGAUAGGUAAAUAGGAAGAAUAUGUAAUAUAUUUUCUUCUAUUCUUAACUUCUGAGCAGAGACUUUCAUGAUAGAAAUAAUUUCAUAAUAUUCCCCAUGGAGUAAAGAGGAAAAGAAAAGAAAAAAAGGCCCCAAAUCUUCUCCCAUAAGGAGAGAAGAUUCUGAGAUUAAAACCUAUGUAUGUAGUAUUAUUUUCCCAAUAAAGGGGGUUUCAGGGAGUAAACUUCAUUCUGAUUCCACGAUCCCCACACACCCCGACAGGAGUUGCAGCAGUGACCCAGCGCGUGCCUGGCACACAGGCAGCCUUCGGGAAACACGUGCCCAACUGUCCAGCCAAUUCCACUGGCCACCUGUGAGUGCGAACAAAGUUCACAUUUGCCGGAAAAUUCAUUCAGCGUUUUCUAGAUGUCAGGCGCAUUGCUAAAGGCUUAUCUUCUAAGUGUGUGCUGACAUACCCUAGUGACACAACUUCUUAUAAGGACUGGAAAUUGAAAGUAGUCCAGGGAAAAUUAUCAGAGCCAAGUUUAUGGAAAACAACAACAACAACAACAACUAAAACUUCGUUAUGGUCUUUGGGUUUAAGAAAAGCAAACAAAUGAAAAAUCUAAAAGCAAGCCAAAACAUUAUAUGAAAUUAUAUGAAAUUGCUCUUCCGAAAGGGCAGUGGGUUUAUUUAUAAUCCAAGCUGUAACAUUUGAAAUACAAAAUAGUCUUUCUUGAAGUGAGUAGAAGGUUGUAUAUGUGCAGUGUGGGGAAUCAGUGCUCUGCCAAUAUUAUGGUCGCCAUAGUACUGAGCCACAGCAAAAUUGGAUGUUAAAUAAUCUUGCAAUAAUGAUAUUAUAUUGGAUCCUCUGUAUGAAUAAGUGGAAAACAAUAUUUUUAAUUCAUUGACAGUGAUCCACAAUUAAAGGCCUCGUUAUCGCUUAAGAAAAUGAACUUAAUGAAAAAAUUGUAAUGAACAGCACUGUAUUUGUAUAAAAUAUCCCUCUGAGAACCAAAAGACACACUACCCACCAAGACCAGAUUUCAGUUGUUAAAGUUUUCCUCUCAUCAAGAGUGCUGGUGGGCACAGAGAUGACAGUAGAAUUAGAAUUGGUAACCAAGCCUAUAGAACCUUAGAGACAGGGUUUAUCUAAUAAGUGAAUUUGGGUUCAGGGAGGUUUAGAAAAAUGAGAAGAAUUCCUCUGCAUGUUUUUAUUGGACAUCUGCAAAAGCCUCAGUGCUCCUCUAGGAAACCUACAACAAAUAAAAAUUGUUUCAUUAAAAAAAAAAAAUAGCUUGUUUUCACAUUGAACAAUUACAGUGGGAAACCCGGACUGAAAGAUUCAUGAACAUCAGUUUAAACAUUAUUAAUUCCUGAUUAUUUUAAUUAAUGCUCCUCCACCUCAUCCAUUUUUUUUCUUUAAAAUAUUGGCAGACAUAUUUGAAAUGAAUUGACAUUUAUUCUGGCUUCUGUUCUCAAGCAGAAGACAGUGGCUGGCUUAACUGGAACCCAGCCUAGGUAGAUAUCCACUGAACCAGGAGAAGCAGCGGCUGGAGUGUGGGCCCUUCCCCUCACUCAGGGCCUCUGUGGCGGAGGUCUCACGGUCUCGGAGUGAAAUGCCAGCUGUGGAAGGCCCAUCAGUGCCAUCUUGGAGGCGGUCAGCUCUGGUCUGCUUCAGUCAUGUUUCCUGAACCACACCUGUGUAUCUUCAUGCGAGCUGGCUUCUGAACUAACAGAAACCCAAUGGCUAUGGAAUAACUUUUAAAUAGAUUGCCCUGGAGGCAUAUCCUUGUAUAGUUUUUGCUUCUCUGUGGUGAUCUAUCUUGGAAUAGGUAUUUGUGUACUACUGUCCUUGUCUUUGAAUGGGUAUAUGUGUGAUGGUACAGAAUAUAGUCAUAUACCAAUAUACACAGAUUUACGGUAAAAAAAAAUCUACAAUCAUAGGUACUGUCCAGUAACUGAUCCUAGAGAUAGAACUGUACACAUUUUCCUUUUUUUCUUGCUUUGAUGGUAUUUUUAUACAAUUUUAUAUGCUGUAAAAAUUUUUUUAAAUAAUUACUGUUUUCAUUUGUAGAGCUCAGUUAGGUUUUUAUCAACUCUGGUGCCCACCGUACAGCCAGAUUCCUCCCUGUAUCUUUUUCAUACCCUUUCUUUCACCUUUCCCUUAUUUUCUUCUCUCAUUUUUCUACCUUUUGCAAAUUCUUUCUUUUGCCUCUGCCCAGGCAAGCCAUUCUGCUUGCAGCAUGGAAACACAAAAUAAGGAAAAAACAAGAUUAUCUUGUUCCACUGUAAUCCACAUGAGGACAUGUUGUGGGCCAGGGAUGAGGCUGGGGCAGAUGGGGAAGAAGAAAUAGUUUAGGGAAAGGAAGCAGGAAAAAUGAAAUCCUCAUCCGAGAUCAAUUACCCAAAGCAAGG
Messenger RNA from Bubalus bubalis (water buffalo), 8242 nucleotides. RefSeq names its product phosphodiesterase 1C (gene PDE1C). The coding region runs from base 445 to 2529 and encodes 694 amino acids. The record is from RefSeq and is a predicted model, not a curated record. NCBI's taxonomy places the organism in Eukaryota, Metazoa, Chordata, Mammalia, Artiodactyla, Bovidae. The transcript is spliced from 18 exons. Gene Ontology annotation, molecular function: 3',5'-cyclic-nucleotide phosphodiesterase activity. Gene Ontology annotation, biological process: signal transduction.